This is a messenger RNA of Pseudophryne corroboree (corroboree frog), 2164 nucleotides long. RefSeq names its product gonadotropin-releasing hormone II receptor-like. Bases 714 to 1982 code for a protein of 422 amino acids. NCBI's taxonomy places the organism in Eukaryota, Metazoa, Chordata, Amphibia, Anura, Myobatrachidae. The record is from RefSeq and is a predicted model, not a curated record. Gene Ontology annotation, biological process: G protein-coupled receptor signaling pathway; cellular response to hormone stimulus. Gene Ontology annotation, cellular component: plasma membrane. The transcript is spliced from 4 exons. Gene Ontology annotation, molecular function: protein-hormone receptor activity; G protein-coupled receptor activity; peptide binding.
CUUCAUUCCUAUUCAAGCUCUGGAGAUGAGUAGUUCUGCCUACUGCACUGGCUUCUACUUGAACACAAUAACAACUUAGCAGCCUACCAGUCAAGAUUAUAAAAAGCAUUUCCUUUAUUUCAUGCUUUAUCCAUUACUAUAUUUAUUAUGCAGUUAAUAUGUACUAUUUUAUCUUUGCAUAUGCAGAAUCAGUAAAUUACUAAUUGGAGUUUCUACAACAGCUAAAAGUCUCUUGAAUACUCUGUGCUGUAACCAAUGCACAUUAACACCUCUCUGGUAUGACAAUCAGGGGACAGGGAGCUGAAAGCACACACACAGAAUAAUGAUGCCGAGGUGCAAGGACAUGGAGAGGUCUAGCUGACAUUACAAAGCUAUAACUGAUAACUGAGGCCGCUGGAUGUUUUUUACCCUAAACUUUUCCUAAAAAAAAACAAAACAAAAAUAACAUUUAGCUUGUGAGCAGACCAUUUAUGGCUACAUAACUGCCAUAGGAAAAAGAAAAGUCCGGACCAGAACACUUUUAUUAUUUUUGUCUUUGAAAAAAUGCUAUUUCCCUUGAUGGAUACAAGUUGCAUCUUGCCCUAGUUAAAUUCAUUUUUUAUAUAUUUUAUUGUACAAGUAGCAUGAUCCGUCCUGUGAAUUAGCGUGAAGGUUCCUUGUAUACAUUUAAAAUCUGCUUUAUUCUGCAAGAGAAUCACUUGUGAUAGUUCUAUAUGGCAUUGGCAAUCCAUCUAUUCCCAUUAAAAGAAAUGAAUUUCAUGAAUAUGACAGACAAGGUUCGCAGGAAAAGCUGCAGCAAUGCACCUUGGCUCAGCAGUUCAUGUGAUCUGGAUCUAAACAUAUCUUCAGCUAACUUAACUCAUGAUCAUUCCCAGCUACCUACCUUCACUCCAGCCGCCAAGGCACGAGUGGUCAUUACUUUUGUCAUUUUCAUACUCUCAGCAUUCUGCAACUUGGCUGCUCUCUGGUCAGCUGCACGGACAAGCAGAAAGAAAAGGUCACAUGUACGAAUCCUAAUCCUUAAUCUCACCACGGCUGAUCUGCUUGUCACGUUCAUAAUCAUGCCACUGGACGCUAUAUGGAAUAUCACUGUGCAGUGGCAGGCCGGGGACAUUGCCUGCAGAAUACUGAUGUUUCUAAAGCUUCUCUCAAUGUAUUCGUGUGCAUUUGUCACUGUGGUAAUCAGCGUGGAUCGCCAGGCUGCCAUUCUCAACCCACUGGCCUUCAAUGAUGCCAAGAAGAAGAACAAGAUGAUGCUGUCAGCAGCUUGGAUCAUGAGCGUCCUGCUCUCACUGCCACAGCUUUUUCUGUUUCAUACAGUAACUAUCACUGAACCACAGAACUUCACCCAGUGCACCACCAGAGGCAGCUUCCGCGAGCACUGGCUGGAAACACUGUACAACAUGGUGAGCUUUGUGUGCCUGUUCCUCCUUCCACUGCUGAUCAUGAUCUUCUGCUACUCCAGGAUUCUGUUGGAGAUCUCGAAGCGUAUGAGCAAGGGAACACUCUCCUCUAAAGAGGUUUACUUGCGGCGUUCCAAAAACAACAUCCCUAAAGCACGGAUGAGGACUCUAAAGAUGAGCAUUGUCAUUGUUGGAUCCUUCAUCAUCUGCUGGACCCCUUACUACCUUCUGGGCUUGUGGUACUGGUUCUAUCCUGAAACAAUGAGGGAGAAGGUGUCCCAGUCUCUCACACACAUCCUCUUCAUCUUUGGUCUGGUCAACGCCUGCUUAGACCCAAUUACUUAUGGACUUUUUACUAUACACUUUCGGAAAGGCCUUCAGCGCUAUUGUGGAGGCAGAAGGACAGCAGACCCAGACAUAAACUCCUCUGUGACUGGUUCAUUUCGAUGUUCAGUGUCUUCUUUUCGUGCUAAAAAGAUGACAGUUCUGAACCAGGAAUUGCAAGUACUGCAGUCUUACAACGGUUCUACAAACAACUCGGAGUUUAGGACAAAUGGCCUCGAUGGCAGCUAUGUCUAAAGUCUUUUAUAGAACUACAGAUCUGUUUCCAUCGACUACACUGGGAUUCACUGUGGAACACUAAAAAAAACAUGCCCUACAGCAUGCUCUAAGUACAAUGUGUUGCAAAGAGCAUCUGUUCUCCCAGUAGAUGCAAGAUAGUCGUCAAUAAAGAUAACACAGUAGAACAUAAUGUUUUAUUA